AUGCAUCGCUCUGCCGUCCUCAUCGCUCUUGGAGCACUCAGCUCACCAGCUGCCGCUGAGUGGUUCAAGUCAAACUACGAGGCAUCAUGGGAGCCUCCUCAACAGACGGGCAUUUACGGCCCAGAAGCUGGAGAGCAAGAUCAGAUCGGCCUAGGAUGGUCUCCAGCACCGACUGGUGCCCCCGCCCUUGAGGGUGCCAUGGACAUGGGAUUUGCUCUGGGCAAACGAGCUCUGAAGUCAACGGUCUGUGGUUUCGGUACUUCAGGAAACUCUUUCACGUGUAUUAACUCCGCAUCCGCUAUUUGCAAUUACUCUAAGGGAUAUGUCGGUUGUUGUGAAACGGGACGAUCUUGUAACUCGAUCAAGACAACUUGCGUCGACUACGCUUCAUCUGCCUCCAUCUGCAAUUUCCUCGAGGACUUUCACACUAUCUGCUGUUCCUCUGCAGCUCCAGCUUGUUUCACUUACGUUGGUACCUCGGAUGGCGAUGCCUUCACACUGUUUGAUUGUUCUGCUAGCAAGGGAACCGCCAGCCUCUUGUUUUCCGACCCUCUAGCUGAGACAAGCACCACCAGCGCCGACGAAACAUCAACCACAGAGGAUGCCUCUUCCACCGAUGAUGCCUCUUCUACCUCGGGUAGCGCUGCGGCUUCUUCCUCCACAGCUGCCAACGAAGACGAUAACGGUGGCGGCAGUUCUACCAACGUUGGUGCUAUCGCUGGUGGUGUUGUUGGCGGUGUCGCCGCUCUGGGUCUUAUUGGUUUGGCCGCUUUUCUCCUCUUCCGCCGUCGCAAGAAGACUACUCCUGCUGCUACUCCUCUCGCCGGCGAUGCCGCACAGAACCAGCCUCCUAUGGCCCAGAACCCACAACAUCCUCAGAGCCCAGGAGGAAACAGCUUUGUUCCUUCAUCGCCUUCCAACGCCGCCUACCCUUCUGGAGUGCCCUCAAACUUCCAGAACAACUACCAGCAAGGAUACGAUCCUUCAUUGGCAGCCCCUUACGGCCAGCCUCAGGGGUAUACUCAGCCCGGCUACAGCGGUUACUCUCCACAGCCUCAGGCCUUCCAGGGACAAUACGCACCUCAGCAAGGAUACGACCAGCAAGGCCAGUAUCCCUCUCAAUACGGCCCUGGCGCCUACGGGGCCCCUUCUACGUCACCUCCUCCUCAGUUCACGCCCAGCCCAGGUCCCAACAAGACCGGCCACGAGAUUCCGCACGGUGGCCAGCAGCAAAAUGCCCAGGAGCUGCCCGCUGUCAACCCCCUUGGAAACGAGGGUAACCGUGCGGAGCUUAGCUAA
Fusarium sp. VM40 is the source of this 1299-nucleotide messenger RNA. The record is from the annotation of a GenBank genome assembly. Lineage: Eukaryota; Fungi; Ascomycota; Sordariomycetes; Hypocreales; Nectriaceae.